This is a messenger RNA of Balaenoptera acutorostrata (minke whale), 1008 nucleotides long. Its product is annotated as zinc finger protein 607-like. Gene Ontology annotation, biological process: regulation of transcription by RNA polymerase II; central nervous system development. Bases 1 to 1008 code for a protein of 335 amino acids. The record is from RefSeq and is a predicted model, not a curated record. NCBI's taxonomy places the organism in Eukaryota, Metazoa, Chordata, Mammalia, Artiodactyla, Balaenopteridae. The transcript has 3 exons. Gene Ontology annotation, molecular function: DNA-binding transcription factor activity, RNA polymerase II-specific; RNA polymerase II cis-regulatory region sequence-specific DNA binding. Gene Ontology annotation, cellular component: nucleus.
AUGAUCAGAAUUGAUAAUGGAGAGAAACCAUAUGAAUGUAAGGAAUGUGGGAAGGCCUUUAGUCGUCAUACAGACCUAAGAGUACAUCAAAUAAUUCAUACUGGUGAGAAACCGUAUGAAUGUAGGGAAUGUGGCAAGGCCUUUAGUCGUCUUACAGACUUUAAAGUACAUAAGAGAAUUCAUACUGGUGAGAAACCCUAUGAAUGUGAAGAAUGUGGGAAGGCCUUUAGUCGUGCCUCAAACCUUGCUCAACAUGGAAGAGUUCAUACUGGUGAGAAAUCCUAUGGAUGUAAGGAAUGUGGGAAGGCCUUUAGUGACGUUGGAACACUUAGAAUACAUCAGAGAAUUCAUACUGGUGAGAAACCCUAUGAAUGUAAGGAAUGUGAGAAGGCCUUUAGUCAAGCCUCAAACCUUAUACAACAUGACAGGAUUCAUACUGGUGAAAAACCCUAUGAAUGUAAAGAUUGUGGGAAGGCUUUUAGUCAUGCUUCACAUCUUGUUAGACAUGAGAGAAUUCAUACUGGUGAGAAACCCUAUGAAUGUAAGGAGUGUGGAAAGACUUUUAGGAGUAGCCAUCAACUUACUAUACACCACAGAUUUCAUACUGGUGAGAAACCCUAUGAAUGUAAGGCAUGUGGGAAGGCGUUUAGUGUGUAUGGACGCCUUACUCGACAUCAGAGUAUUCACAGUGGUGAGAAACCUUUUGAGUGUAACAAAUGCGGGAAGUCCUUUAGGCUCAGUUCAAGCCUUAAAGUACAUCAGAGUAUUCAUACUGGUGAAAAACCCUUUGAAUGCCACAAAUGCGGGAAGUCCUUUAGACUUAAUUCAUCUCUUACUCUACAUCAGAAAAUUCAUACUGGUGAGAAACCCUAUGAAUGUGACAAAUGUGGGAAGGCCUUUAGUCAACACACAGACCUUACAGUACAUCAGAGAAUUCAUACUGGUGAGAAGCCUUAUGAAUGUAAGCAGUGUGGAAAGGCCUUUAAUCAUGCAUCCAACUUUCUGUGA